Corythoichthys intestinalis (scribbled pipefish) is the source of this 3936-nucleotide messenger RNA. RefSeq names its product solute carrier family 47 member 3 (gene slc47a3). The record is from RefSeq and is a predicted model, not a curated record. Gene Ontology annotation, biological process: xenobiotic detoxification by transmembrane export across the plasma membrane. NCBI's taxonomy places the organism in Eukaryota, Metazoa, Chordata, Actinopteri, Syngnathiformes, Syngnathidae. Gene Ontology annotation, cellular component: membrane. Gene Ontology annotation, molecular function: xenobiotic transmembrane transporter activity; antiporter activity. The coding region runs from base 258 to 1886 and encodes 542 amino acids. The transcript has 17 exons.
UAACCCAGGAAGUAGUUUGUCCGAGUUCGUUUACCAAACCACGCGAAAGCCCUCUACUGGGUGUUAAUAUUUCAUUCAUUUUUUUUUUCUAUGACCAUGUUGUCAUUGAACAGUAAAUCCAAUGGACGUUACCGGCACGAACAGUUGCUCUUUAGACGCCGGUUUAUACAUGUUUUUUGGGUCCUCUUUUUUAUAGUUUACUACGUCUAACCGAUAGCUUCCUUCGUCAUAUUUUACUGGGAUAUUUAAAAACAAAAAUGACGGAAUGUGGAUCCAUGUUUUCCUCCGUAUGGAGAGAAGCUCGUCUACUUCGGACAGUACGCUCGCUUUUCCCUGUGGGUUUCACAGAGGAAUUGAAAGAAAUAGCUAUUUUGGCUGCGCCUGCGUGUCUGGCACAUCUCAUGGGGCUUUCUGUGAGUUUUAUUAGCACCAUGUUCUGUGGUCAUUUGGGAAGGGUGGAGCUGGAUGCUGUAUCUCUGGCCAUAGCAGUGGUGAAUGUUACCGGCAUAUCUAUUGGUGUUGGACUAUCAUCAGCGUGCGAUACUUUGAUUUCUCAGAUUUAUGGGGCUGGUAAUCUAUGGAGAAUUGGGGUGAUCCUACAAAGGGCAAUCCUUAUCCUCAUCCUGGCCUGUUUCCCCUGUUGGGCCUUACUCAUCAACACUGAGUCCAUUCUGUUACUUUUUGGACAAGAACCAGAGGUUGCCAGGUUGUCUCAGGUUUACGUUAAGAUCUUCAUGCCAGCACUUCCUGCUACAUUUAUGUAUGAACUGCUAACGAGAUACUUGCAAAAUCAGGGCAUCAUUUGGCCACAAGUGAUCACAGGCUUUGUGGCCAAUCUCCUCAAUGCUCUCAUAAACUACAUCGUUCUCUUUUCAUUAAACAUGGGAGUAGUGGGUUCGGCUCUUGCCAACACCGUGUCACAGUUUUUCAUGGCUGGCAUCCUAUAUGCUUACAUGCUGUGGAGACGUCUUCACAAGGGGACCUGGGCAGGUUGGUCCAUAGAGUGCCUCCAGGACUGGGGCUCAUUCAUAGACUUGGCCAUCCCCGGCAUGGUCAUGAUGUGUGUAGAGUGGUGGACUUUUGAAAUUGCCAUCUUUUUAGCAGGUCUAAUAAGUGAAGUGGAACUUGGAGCUCAGUCAGUCAUCUAUCAACUCUCUAACAUUGCUUACAUGUUUCCUUUAGGUUUCAGUGUGGCAGGCACUGUAAGAGUGGGAAAUGCUCUAGGAGCUGGAAAAACCCAGCAAGCCAAGUUGUCUGCAAAACUGUCAGUGUUCUGCGCAGUAUCAGUCUCUAUAUGUUUUGCGGUCAUCAUUGGGAGCCUGAGGAAUUACAUUGCUUAUAUCUUCACAAAUGACGAACAAAUCCGGCUACUGGUUAGUGAUGUUGUGAAGUUCUAUGCUCCGUUCUUGCUGAUGGAGGCAACUGCAUCGGCCGCCGGAGGGGUCAUCAGGGGAACAGGAACACAGAAGGUCGGGGCUCUCUGCAGCGUUCUGGGUUACUUUGGUGUGUGUCUACCUGUUGGUGUGUCGUUGAUGUUUGCCGCCAAACUAGGAAUCAAGGGCUUGUGGACAGGUUUCUGUUCCUCUGUGUCUCUGCAGAGCUGCUUCCUGGUUGCUUACUUGGCAAUAAUGAACUGGGACAAAGUUACACUUGAGGCUCAGAUUAGAGCUGGUGUGAACAGGACGUCAGAUGAAGAUGGCCAGGAAGAAAGCGACAGCAACAUGUCAGAGCUGCAGUUCAUCGACGAGGACGCGGGAAUCGGGAUAACCCAGUAUCGCGGCCGUAGGAAUUUAUUCCUGCGUCGUGGUCUCGUCGGGGUCCUCAUGCUUUUCAUUCUGGCUGCCGGGAUCGUGCUCAACCUGCUUUUGAGCAAGCUGAUCACGUGAUUUGACAUUUGUCACAUCCAUUGAAGUUCAUUGGGAUUAGAUUGACAUUUUAUGAAUUCCGGUUGUGCCUAUUGACCGCUCAUCUAUUUAAUGAAGCAUAACCGUUUUAUACUGCUCCGGUAACAAUGCUCAAGACAAACAUACAUGAUACAAAAUAAAUUGUUGCAAGAAAAAUGAUGAAUGCAGUGCAUUGAUCCAUUAAUGCACCGUAUAAUCCGGUGUGCCCUAUGUACAGGAGAAAAAAAACUCGUUCACUGAUGCUGCGCCAUACGAUUUGGUGCGUCCGAAAAAUGCGGAUGUAAACUACUACUAGUCAAAGAGCUGCAGUUAUAAAUGACAAAAUCUUGCAAAAUUCCACACGAUCGGGACAUUUAAUUACAUUUGUAUUAAUGUAUUUUUAUGGCACAAAAUAUCAGUGAUUAAAAAUACUACCAUGUAUUAAAUUUGCUUUUCAAGAAAAAAUGGAAUAUUCCCUACUUUAUUUUACUUAUAAACUACAGGGCUGUCAGCAGGAUCUGAUGUUGCGCUAUGGAACAAAAAUAUAUGCAUGUGUACAUCUUAAACAGAAAAAAUAUAAACAGGCCACCCCAAAAAUAAAUAGAAACAAAGUAGUAAUAUUAAUUAUAUAAUAAUAAUAUUAAUCCCUAUUCUUGAUUUUGAGCAAUACAUACCAAUUUUUACUGGUAUUCCUAUAAUGGGAAAAAAAAGAAACUAUUUGUAGCGACGGUGCACUUUUUGAGAAUCCUAAUAAAUAUACAGUAUGUACUGCAUGUAUCGCAUACUGUAUGUAUAGCGUGUGUGUGUGUGUCUAUAUAUAUGUAUAUAUAUUAUACAAUACAUACAUACAAUAAAUUUGGUAAAUUAUCACAACUAUUAAAUAUACAAAUGACUGAAAAACAUUAUUUAUACAGCAGUUGCCUCUAAUACUAAACUAUGAUUUACAUAAAUAUGACAAGCUUUCCAUGACCACAGGAUUAAUAGUGUGUGCUAUUGCCCCAUUCUAUUGCAGUCAGAUUACUUUUGGAGGGCGGGGCCUCCGGGAGAGGUACCAGCAAGUACACGCAGGUGCCGAUUGCCAGCAGAGCGAUGGCAGCCAAUAGCGUGAGACCUCGCCUGAGCAGCAGCUGGCUCACUGGGAGCUGGUCAGCAUUAACCUGUUGCUGUGGUACUGCGUUGGCCUCCCACAUGACGGGCUGGUACUGUUCCUGUUCGGCCACAUGUGUAUUUUUUUGGGCACGCUUCACAGCCUGGAAAUACAGAAAAGAUUGCAAUUUCUGUUGCAACUACUCACAAAUACUGACAAGCAUGUGAACAAAUUGAAUCAAUUAAUUUUUGUAAUGUAGACCAUGAAAUUUUAAGUUCUAAUCAUGAGAAUCAAGUAAAAAUGAAAUAUUUUAAAAUUUUACUGCGUGACUGUCCCCUUAACAAAAUUAUUCUCCUAAGGUAUGAGUACAAAAGCACAGCGCAGCUUUCCAAGUGAGGUUUAAAAAAAAGUCAUCUUGCAUUACAAAAUUAAUAUUUAGACUUGCUUCUCAUUUCUUUGACUCCCACCCCCAAGCCUGUUCGAACUUUGGUUCCCAUAGAGAGCUUUCCGAGUCAUAUUUGUAUCCGUCAUGGAAUGUGAGCAGGCAGGUGGUGAGUGACCCAAGUGCAGGGAAAGCGAAUCGAGGCAGAAAGGCGGUGCAAAAGUAAUUUAAUUACAGCAGACAGAAAAACAAAGUAUAAACCAAGACUGUGGUGAUCCCAAAAAACACAGUAGCAAACAAAACCCAGGGUAUUGACAAAAGACCGGAUUCAAAAACGUACUUACUUACCACAAGGGCUGAGACUUAGGAGCGGACAAGAAUUAAGAAUGAAGACAAUGUCGCGACAAGACUCAACAAAAACGGGGAGCUUAUUUAGACACGGACACAGGGUAACAAGGCAACGAGGAACAGUUGGGUGACACAGGAGGAUGUAGGUUGGACCAUACACUAGUAGCAGGCAUAACCGCUAAUAUCAAUGGGCAACCACAGGGACAAGUCACACUAGGAGGGAAAAAAAAACACAA